AUGAACGAGAUUGACGAUAAAUUUUAUUACGUGUAUAGUUCGUCGUUAGAUCACAAGGUGCAGAUAAAGAUUGGCACCUUAGAAGGUAAAAGAGCCAAGCCAGAAUAUGACCAGCUCCUCACGGACCCUAUGCUCAAGUUCUCGGGCCUCUGUCAGGAAGGGUGCUCGGACUUAUAUGUGACAUGUCAGAUACUGAGUGACAAUCAGCCCCUGGCUCUACCAGUCACCACUUCUUAUAAGUCCUUCUCUAAUAGGUGGAAUUGGAAUGAAUGGGUGACUCUGCCAGUAUUCUUCAGUGAUCUACCUCGAAACGCUACGCUAGCCAUGACGAUAUACGACUGCGCUGGGCCAGGGAAGGUGAUGGUGGUCGGUGGAACCACAAUAUCGCUGUUUGGGAAGCAUGGAAUGUUAAGACAGGGUAUGUUUGACCUUCGCGUGUGGCCUGGCGUGGAGGGCAGUGAGAAGACUCCUGGCAAAGCCCCCGACCGGGGCAAGGAACAGAUGCAGCGGUUGGCGAAACUCGCGAAAAAGCAUCGGAAUGGACAAAUUCCAAAGGUGGAUUGGCUGGACAGAUUAACGUUUCGAGAGAUUGAAAUGAUCAAUGAGAAGGAAAAAAGGAGUUCAGACUACAUGUACCUCAUGAUUGAGUUUCCUACGGUGCAAAUUGAGGGGAUCAAUCAUGCAAUUGUGUACUACGAGCAAGAUGGUGAUGAGAUGUAUCAGUUCAGGGCGCAGGCAGAUAUCGUUACCGUACCAGAUUACGAAAUCCUUCAGGAGAAUCUGGUAGAGGCUAAACAACAUCGCCUGGCCCGCUCGCUGCGGCCGGGCGCGGCGCGGCGCGACCACAAGCCGUCGGCCGCCGAGCGCGACCAGCUCGCCGCGCUCGUCGCCGCCCCGCCCGCGCGCACGCUCUCCGCCACCGACCAGGACCUGCUCUGGAAGUUCCGAUUUUACUUAUCUUCGCAUCGUAGAGCACUAACGAAGUUUCUGGAAUGCGUCAACUGGAACCGACCCGGGGAAGUCCGUCAGGCGCUGUCUAUGAUGAAGCAAUGGGCGCCGAUGGACGUUGAAGAUGCGCUUGAGUUAUUGACACCCAAGUUUACGCAUCCCGCUGUUAGAAAGUACGCAAUCUCCCGUCUGAAGCAGGCACCUGACGAUGAUUUACUGUUGUACCUCUUGCAAUUAGUACAAGCACUCAAGUAUGAAGACUUUAUGGAAAUACAUGACGAGUACGCCCGAGUAUGUGGCAAGGAGUCUGUGGAGUUGGAGCGUGAAGGCAGGGAGGGGAGGGAGAGACUCAUGCACAGCGCGCAUAGAGCCAGCCAGGCCAGUCUACUGUCUGCCUCCGUAAUAACAGUGAGUGACAUGACGUCAUCAAUAACAAGUCGUCGCUCGGCGGAGGGCGCCGACGACGCCGCGCCCACACUCGACAACAGUGUCAGCGGGAACAACAACUCCACUGCUGAUAAUAAUAAUGAAUUCAGUGAGCAAUCAGACCCGACAGAGGAGCGUCUCUCCCUAGCAUCGUUCCUGAUCUCCCGAGCGUGCAACAACAGUGUAGUGGCCAACUAUCUAUACUGGUACCUACUCAUUGAGUGCGAGGACCAGGACCAGGCCCGGGACCAGGCCGCACGGUCCAUGUACCUCGCUGUCAUGAGGACGUUCAGCCAUCGGCUGGCUAAAGGCACGGCAGAACAGCAACGAACUCGCUCAUUCCUGGCUCGGCAGCAAGUGUUCAUUGACAAACUAGUUCGCCUCGUCCGCUGCAUCGCCAGGGAGAGUGGCUCCCGGGGGAAGAAAGCUGAGCGACUGCAACAGUUACUGGCUGACCCGGACGCAUUCAAGUACAACUUUACCAACUUCGAACCCAUGCCUUUCCCGCUAGACCCUAAUGUUACUAUUAAAGGAAUUGUAGCCAAAAAAGCGAGUCUAUUCAAAUCAGCUUUAAUGCCAUCAAAACUAACAUUUUUGACAACAGAAGGGAUCGAAUACGAAGCCAUAUUCAAGCAUGGAGACGAUCUAAGACAAGAUCAACUUAUACUACAAAUGAUAACUUUAAUGGACAAAUUGUUAAGACGAGAAAACUUAGAUUUAAAACUGACUCCAUACAAAGUCUUAGCUACUAGUUCAAAACAUGGUUUUCUACAAUUUAUUGAGUCGGUGACUGUGGCUGAAGCGUUGGCUACUGAGGGCAGUAUUCAGAAUUUCUUCAGGAAGCAUAAUCCGUGUGAGGGCGCCCCCUACGGUAUUAAGCCCGAAACUAUGGACACGUAUAUCAGAAGCUGCGCUGGUUACUGCGUUAUUACUUAUUUACUUGGUGUAGGCGACCGUCACUUAGACAAUCUGCUACUGACCCGUAGCGGAGCCCUGUUCCACAUAGACUUCGGUUACAUCCUGGGUCGUGACCCGAAGCCCCUGCCGCCGCCCAUGAAACUCAGCAAGGAGAUGGUGGAAGCCAUGGGGGGUGUCCACUCGGAACACUAUCACGAGUUCAGGAAGCAGUGCUAUACUGCAUUCUUACAUCUGCGCAGACAUGCAAACCUAAUGCUGAACUUGUUCUCACUGAUGGUGGACGCGUCAGUGCCGGAUAUCGCGUUGGAACCUGACAAGGCGGUCAAGAAAGUACAGGAUAAACUAAGGCUGGACCUGGGUGACGAGGAGGCAGUACACUACUUACAAAACCUACUGGACAUGUCCGUGACGGCAGUCAUGGCGGUACUAGUCGAACAGUUCCAUAAAUUCGCACAGUAUUGGAGGAAAUAG
Spodoptera littoralis (African cotton leafworm) is the source of this 2763-nucleotide messenger RNA. The record is from the annotation of a GenBank genome assembly. Lineage: Eukaryota; Metazoa; Arthropoda; Insecta; Lepidoptera; Noctuidae.